This is a messenger RNA of Cokeromyces recurvatus, 435 nucleotides long. RefSeq lists its product as uncharacterized. The record is from RefSeq and is a predicted model, not a curated record. The transcript has a single exon. Lineage: Eukaryota; Fungi; Mucoromycota; Mucoromycetes; Mucorales; Mucoraceae. The annotation marks the transcript as partial.
AGUACUCAAUAUGAAUUACACGAACCUAGUGCAAAAUGCAUAAUUAUGGAAAAGAACCAAAAAAGAUUUAUUUUAAAUUCAACAUUAUCAUGCUUAUCAACACCGCACAAACCCAAAAUUCAAAAAGUAGAUAGAAAAACCAUAGCUGAUUUAUGUUCUUUAGGGAUCGAGUCUCUCGAGAAUGAUGAUAACUAUAAGGAUACAGAUACAAUGAAGGAAUUUAAGGAAAACUGUAAAAUGCAGGAGGAAAACAAAUCAUUGUCAAAAAUCAAUAAUAUCCUGGAUUUUCUGGAUGACGUCCUGAACUAUGACUUUACUGAAUUCCCAUGUAGAAUUUGGAGCCAUUUGAUUCACAAGUCAAUAGAUACCAACACUAAAUAUCUUGCCAAUAUUAUAUCAUACACUUUAACAGACUUUCAUUGUAAUUGUAAACAG